Messenger RNA from Fusarium mangiferae, 984 nucleotides. RefSeq lists its product as uncharacterized. The transcript has a single exon. NCBI's taxonomy places the organism in Eukaryota, Fungi, Ascomycota, Sordariomycetes, Hypocreales, Nectriaceae. Bases 1 to 984 code for a protein of 327 amino acids. The record is from RefSeq and is a predicted model, not a curated record.
AUGACCAAAUCACAAAUCCGACCACUAUCCGCAUCCCACCCUGAAAUCUACCAGCGAUUUCUUGAUCAAUUUGACUAUACAAUACCACACCUCAACAACCCGAUUAGAGUAUGCCGCCGCUCCUUCGACAACAUUAUCCCGCGCCUGCAUGGAAAUGAAGAGAAGGACUCGAUCAUCAGAUAUCACCUUGAGUGUUGUCAAGAUUACCUUUCCCAUGGCGGAGAGGACGAGCACCUUCAUCCAUUUUGCUAUCUCGAGUGUACAAGCUUGGAAUACAGACCAAUGCCAGGGUUUUACCCUCGACGCGAACAUGCCUAUUGGGGAACAGGUUGCUGGCCGCUUGAACGUAGCUAUUUAGACACUCUCAGACGCCGAAUCUUACCCUACCUCAUAGACUUAUCCGAUGACGCAGGGAAGGAACAGCGCGUUGGUGAACUCAAGUAUUCACCUUUAGCAAGUCCAUGGCCAAAGGAGGAUUUUGAUCGCCUCGAACCAUAUCCAUUGCACUCCGAUGCAAUUAAAAUAAACAUCCGCAACCUAAAACCGUUUCAGUUGGAAGAGCUUUAUUCACUUCACUACAUUGACCUCCGGAAAUUCUCUGGAUACCACAACAUGGGACAUGAGGGGGCCCACAAGGAGGCCUACAAACGCACCUCGGAACAGUAUUGGGAAUGGAAGGAGCGGACUCCCGUCGAGGACGCCAGGCGACUGGCACCCACUGGACGUGAUGAAGCCAUCAUCGCGCGCAGUGAGCCAACACCAGACUCUGAAAGUGAAAGCGAAGAUGGUAUGGAUAUAGAUGAGCCGGAUUACGAUGAUGGAGACAUUGCCUGGUCUCCGGUGGAUGAGAUGAUGGGGCAAGAGGCAUAUGGUGAGCCUGAGGGACAAGCACAGAGGUCCAGGAAACGUUAUUUUGAUGAUGAUGACGACGACGAAGCCAAUCAGGAUGAGACUCAUAAGCGAGCAAGGUUCACAAAUUGGUGA